Scleropages formosus (Asian bonytongue) is the source of this 4994-nucleotide messenger RNA. RefSeq names its product oxidoreductase NAD-binding domain containing 1 (gene oxnad1). Gene Ontology annotation, cellular component: mitochondrion. Lineage: Eukaryota; Metazoa; Chordata; Actinopteri; Osteoglossiformes; Osteoglossidae. The transcript has 9 exons. Gene Ontology annotation, molecular function: oxidoreductase activity. The coding region runs from base 235 to 1200 and encodes 321 amino acids. The record is from RefSeq and is a predicted model, not a curated record.
CGGACUUCCGGUGCCGGCAGUUUGUGGCACGUGAGCGGUGAUGAAGGUUUUGUGAACCGGGACUGUUGUCUUCUGGAGCUGUUAUAAGCUGCAGAAGUGAAGUUCACCUUCGAGCUCCACCUCUGAAGUGAACUGAACACCAGCAGCAGCCACUCAUGAUGAAUAAAGAGGCAGAGUCACAGUGUACAUCUCUUUGCCUCCUUGUCCUUUGAGCAUUUUUUGAAACGCGCCGCCAUGAAUGUGAGCGGUUUGCUCAGGGCAGCUGCUGGAAGCUUCACCGCCCGUGGAGCAUCACAGGCCUCCUCUUUGUUGUCCUCUUCAUUGUCGCCCUCCUCUUUGUUGUCCUUUUCGUUGUGCUCCUCCUGUUCUGUCACACGAAAAAUGACAUCUAGGAGACAAGCAGACCAUCUGGAAAGAACCUCCAGCAACUAUAGACAAGAGUCCAUCUUCCCAGCGAGGGUAUGUGGGAUCAUGAAUGAGUCGAUGACAGUGAAACGACUCCGUCUGGCGGUUCCCGGUUCUGACUUCACCUUCAAAGCUGGCCAGUGGGUGGAUUUCUUCAUUCCGGGUGUAGAGAAGGUGGGGGGGUUCUCCAUCUGUUCCAGUCCUGGCCUUCUGCAGAGGGAGGGUGUGAUUGAGCUUGCUGUCAAGUACAGCCAGCACGCCCCGGCAUACUGGAUCCACAAGGAGUGCGCCGUGGACUCUGAAGUGGCUGUCAGAGUGGGUGGCGACUUCUUCUUCGACCCUCAACCAUCAGACCUGCCUGUGGACCUGCUCCUAGUAGCUGGGGGUGUGGGCAUCAACCCACUUUACUCCAUCUUGUUACACAUGGUGGACCUGCUGAGGGGGCGUCGCUCCCGGCCGGACGCCUACGAGCCCAAAAGUGUCCGGCUCUGCUACAGCGCCAAGAACCCCCAGGAGCUGCUGUUCAAGAAAACGAUAGCGGAGGUGUGUCAAGAAUUCCCGGGCAAGGUCUCCUGCGACUUCCACGUCACCCAGGACAGCGAGGACGUUGACCCGCAGCUCAGACCCCUAAUCCGCAAGGGCAGAAUCUCAGAAGAAGUUCUGAAGGAGCACUUACGAGGGAGAGACACCCUCUGCUACCUGUGUGGUCCGCCGCCCAUGAUCGAGAGUGUAUCGGAGCAGCUGUUGCACCUGGGCCUGUCGCAGGAUAGUAUCCUCUUUGAGAAGUGGUGGUAGCGGCACCGCCCUUGUGGCAAAAACGGUUUCAGCCACGUCCUGCAUGCCGUGUCGCGUAUCGGCAUAGACUGCAGUUGGACGUGUGUUACGUGGCUGCCCGGAUACCCCAAACCUGACACCGCAGCCUUUUCCAAAGCGCACAACUUGAGCCACGCACAUCUGUUUUGGGUCACCAGUGAGUCCAGCUCUUUUGCUGCACACUCAGCAUGGAAUGAAUUUCCUGUUAGGAAACUUGCACUGCAAAACAUUGUUAUUGCAAGAUUAAUUUAAUGUGAUUAAUUAUUAAAUAUAUUUUAUGACUUUCAUUUUAGUUUAGUGGAAAUGACCUCAUAAACCCCAAAAUUUGCCCUGUAACAGAGUAGACCCCUUGAAAGUUUAAUUUGUACUCGUAUGUAAAUACAUUUGCAACUGGCUGAGUUCAAUAAGGAAUCCAGUAAAUCCUGUACUGUAAUUUAUUCAAAAUGCAGUUUGAAAGUAAAUCUUUGUGAUUUUCAUAUUUAUAGAGCAGGUUUUAUUACUUUUAAUAUAAGUAUAUAUAAAUGUUAUGACAUACCACAGAUAGUGAAAAAUCAAAAACAAGUGUUGUUCUGUUAAACUGCCAGAGUAGGAGAUGGAGAUUAAAUGGCAUUUUGCUACUGUCAUUCUGCACUUAAGCAUAUUAAUUAUUUAAAGGAUCAUUCAUCAGAAGACAGACUAGUUUUAUUCUGUUAGUGUCUGCAUUGCAUCUUCUGAAAGCAAGUGAACAUUAGCCAAAAAUAAGCAGACAGGUGGGUACAAAAGUGCUCAGCAUUCAGCUGCAGUUUGUAUGCAGCAGUAAGGCCAAAUACAUCUACCUGUAUGAGUGCAAAAAUAAUUUUAGCUUAAUGUUCUAAAAGAAUAUUUAAUAUUUUAUUAGGCAAACCCUUUCUUUAGUUUUAAUACUAGGCCGUGUUUUACCAUAUGUUAAUUUUCUACGUUAUGUUUUGGGGAACAGUUUUUUUAACUGGAACAGUUUUAAAUAUGAACUGCUCAAUUGCAUUCAUUUUGUAAUUUUUAAAUAUGUUGACAAUAUUGUUUAGAAUUUUGGAAAAUAGUAGGCUAAAACACGGAAGACACUGCAGCGAGAUAAUGACAAAAUAGUUGAGUAAAGAUUUUGCAUACAGGGGCCACCAGGUGUGGUGUGAUGCAGUAAUGCAACUGUUCGCUAAUUACGUGAACAUACAUGGACUCCACUUUAAUGACGUAUUUCUUGUCAGUUUUCUGUGGACAUGUUUUUACAUUGUUUUCAAAUGCACUUUUGUGUUUAAACCUAUUACGGUAAAGCUUCUUGCUUUACUUCGUGCCCAUUUACUUAGAUUUUUAACCAGUGUUUACAUAUUACCUAAAUUCAGUGGAUUUGCAAUGACAAUAUAUGUUUGAUUUCAAGGAUCAAAAGUAUUCAGCUGUGUAAUUCAAAUGUUUUUUUCCCCUUUGCAAAUUAUGCAGUUUUAUAUUCAAAUGGAAAUUAUAGUGUUGUAGUCACACAACUGAAAAUAGCUGUAUACAUUCUGGUUUAAAAAGUCAUUUAGGAUUAUAAUGUACAACUUUAUACAAAUAACUGGAACCCCAAGCACAUAAGUUGCACAGCAGGAUAGCAAAAUACCAGCAAACAGACCAUUCAAGAUGCCAGUAGCCAUGACAACACUUAUGUGGCUUUCUGAGACAGAAAAUUAGCCCUGUAACAUUUAAAUGACCACAGUCAAACAAAACAAAUUAAAUCAUUUUACUCUUUACCCUGAACAGUUCAUUUCCUUUUUGGGUUUGUCACAAAAACAGCAAUGCAUCAUCUAUAAUUGAAAAUACUCAGCUACAAAAAAAGUGCAUAUUCUACUCUUGCCAUGAAAUCAUAGAAACGUCAAAUAAGCAUAUCCAUUAACAUGACCGAAAAACAUAUAUGUCUGUGUAUAUAUACAUACGUACAGAUAUCACCAUACAACAAGCCAACAUUAGCCAAACAUUUCAUAAGCUGUACAAUACUGAGUCAAGAAAAAUGGUGAGAAUACAAAAUGUACAAAGCUAUAAGACACUAAGGUAUAGGCAGUAGAUGGUAGUUUACUUACUUGCAAUAAGUGGUCAGUGCCUGUGACCUUCUGAUAAGUAGCUUCAAAUCUACAGCCACAAAAUUAAAUUCCCCAUAAUGCCUGCUGUGCCCUGAAAUAGUGGCACCUUCCUUCGCAAUUUGCCAGUGAAAUUGGAUAGGUAUUACAAAUAAUUAAUGAGGAAUAAUACGUUCAUAAUUAAAGCUGAAGUGUUACUUAAACAGGAAAUCAAACAUGAAGGGAAUACUCCCCAGUCAACACAUUUCCUCCCAGGAAGCAGUGGGGAUGAGGUGGGGGGCAACUACCUCCAAACACAUUGUUAAAGAAAGGAUAUAUUUGACUUGGCUUUGGCAAACCACCACUGUGAAUUUAAAAAUCACUUCCAUCUGUUGCUGACAGUGGAAAAUCCAUAAAAUGGUUCAAACAGCAGCCCCGGGUCAUCCUUUGUCUGCACAGUUUCACUUCCUCGCAUCCGGACCUCUGUGGAUUUUUUUGUGGGGGGGGUGGGUGAACGGGUUUAAGGUUUUGGGGAGAAAGGAGUGAUGUGUUGCUGUAGCAACAGUCAUUGCCAUGGUGAUGGUAAUGCAUCAAUGGCAGUGCAGCUGGGGUUUGAUUCACACCCAUCACAGGGAGAGUAUGGCGUCCGGAGCCCUUGUGUCUUACACAGGGCCACUAGUGCUGUAAACAUGCAUAUGCAUGUACUGUACUGUGCUGUGCUGUACGUCUGGAGCCCUGCCUUUGCCUAUGACAAACUACUUGGACACCGAAGGCUGACAUCAUGGAGCUGAGUAUAAUCUGUUCCAUUAUAUAAAAAUCAAUACAAAUAUUUAGAUGAAUCAAUUUUAAAGUGUUUGCUCAUGGCUCAAGAAGCAUAGCUUUGGCAGGCUGCCAUUUAAACACUGCUGGGCCACAUUUGGAUCUUUAGCUCUCUUUUACUACGGUUCAACAUGUUUACAACCCCAUGACCAGCUCCUCCUAAAAUACCUUCCUCGUGACACAACUGGCAACAAAACUCUUACUAUAUUCUCUAACUGCACAAAACAUGUUUAUAAACAGGACAUUUAAUUGCAGAUUCCUUCACUGGCUAAAAUACUGUAAGUUGCAUACAUAUUGUUUGUUAUUAUGCCUUUAGGUACUUUGAUACAACCUGAAACCAAAUUACCCAUCUCUACUAGUGGAACAGCAACACAGAAAAACUGCGUAAACAACGACGAAUAAACAAAUCCCAUCCUCACCAGCAGGGACUGCUAACAACUGAAACACACUUGUACAUGCACACUUAGGAGGAUGUGCCCAGGAGAACCAGUGGUUAAGUACUUCAGUUCAGUCACUUAAUGUCCCUGCAACUGUAUAAAAUAUUAAUGGCAUUUUCUUAUGUGAUACAUAUGUCAAGUUAAUUUUAAACUCUGGCUUAUAUUGUGCAUUUGAAGAUUUCAUUUGUAUAUACAAAACAUAAGCCCAGGCCUCUGACUAAAUAAGUGGUUUGUACAGGCUGCUGUAUGUUCUCUGCUUGACUUUUUCCCCACCUUAGUGCCGUAGGUCUAAGUAACGAUCCAGCAGGACCCCCGUGUGUGCCGUUUUCUGUUCCAGCUGAGACAUUAAUGAAGUCGUCUUUCUUGAGCUGCUCAUUGAAAAAAACUGUACAAUUCAAGGAGAACCUGUUGAGGACUUGAUAAGUUUUCAGCUGUGUUAAAUGGAAACUGCACUGGGAAAUAACUUUUAUACUGAAGAUAAUAA